ACAUCAGUGUUGGUUUUGAUCACUUCAAUUAACAAAACUUUAUUCAACAUAUUCAGUCCACUGCACAAAUGUUAUUAAACCGUGUACAUCCGUGCGUAAAAUGGUUCGUUCCAGCCGCAGCCCUGUGGUCUAUAAGCGUCUGCAAAGCUCUUUAAGUCCCUCAGUUUUAUCUCUGACUCACGGUAAAGAUGAGCUACGGAGACCGCUACACCUCGUCCUCCUACCGGAAGAUUUUCGGGGAUUCUCCCAGGUUUCCCGUCUCCUCCUCUCGCAUGGGCAGCGCCUCGUCUCGUGGCUCCUCAGGCUACAGGUCCAUGGCUAUGUCCCGCAACAGCGCGACGUCCGUGGGCCUGUACCGACGGGUCGGUCGCACCUCCACCUUCUCUUCGAUGUCGACUGAUUCCCUCGAUCUGACCCAGACGUCUGUGGUCAACAAUGAAUUAAAAGUCAUUAGAACCAACGAGAAAGAGCAACUGCAGGGUCUGAAUGAUCGCUUUGCCAUGUUCAUCGAUAAAGUCCGGCACCUGGAGCAGCAGAAUAAAGUGCUGGAGACGGAGCUGGUGACACUGCGGCAGAAGCAGAACGAGCCAUCCCGCCUCGCUCACAUCUACCAGCAGGAGAUGAGGGAGCUGCGGUCACAGCUGGAGGACCUGAGCAGGGACAAGAACCGCAUCCUGAUCGAGAGGAACAACAUGGAGGAUGAACUGCAGAAACUCAGUGUAAAGUAUGAUGAGGAGGUGAGGGCGCGUGAGGAAGCAGAGCAGACCUUGAGGUCCUUCAGGAAGGACGUGGACGAUGCCGCAGCUGUCCGCCUGGACCUGGAGCGCCGUGUUGAUUCGCUGAUGGACGAAAUCUCCUUCCUGAAGAAAGUCCAUGACGAGGAAAUCCAGGAGAUGAGAGGCAUGAUGGAGGAGCAGCAGGUCUGUGUGGAGCUUGAGCUCGCCAAACCCGACCUCACCUCAGCCCUGAAGGAGAUCCGCAACCAAUACGAGUCCAUCGCUUCCAAGAAUCUGCAGUCGGCCGAGGAGUGGUACAAGAACAAGUUUGCCAGCCUCAGCGAGCAGGCCACCAGAAGCAACGAGGCCAUGCGGGCCAGCAGAGAGGAGAUCAAUGAGUUCAGGAGGCAGCUGCAGUCCAAGACCAUCGAGAUAGAGACCCUGAGGGGCGCCAACGAGUCUCUGGAGAGGCAGAUCACAGAGAUGGAGGAUGCACACAACACUGAGGCCACAGCAAUGCAGGACACUAUUGGCCACCUGGAUACUGAGCUGAGGAACCUGAAGAGUGAGAUGGCGCAGCACCUGAGAGAGUACCAGGACCUGCUCAAUGUCAAGAUGGCCCUGGACAUAGAGAUAGCUGCUUACAGGAAACUGUUGGAGGGGGAGGAGACUCACUUUAACUCAGACAUGUCGUUCAGUGCGGCCAGCUACAGCUACCAGCCACGAGCCUCAGGCGGCUCCUCCAGGAGCAGCCAGCGGGAGAAAGGUGGAGCCACGAAGGAAAGCUUCAAGGAAGAGGAGAAGGAUGAAGCAGACAUCAACUCCAACAACUGAAGACAGAGACACAAACAGGGAGAAGAGAUGUGUUGUAUAUGUGUAGGGAGUUCAUAGUUACAUACUGCAUCUGUACAGAAUAAGAUCCACAGCAUCAACAUGAUGGUAGAUUUUCACUGUUAUGUAUUUUUGAAGGGCAUCAUUAAUAAAAUUGUUUUGGGGAUGAUGCUGAAAUAUUUUAUAGUCAUAAUAUAUAUAUUUAUUGUAUUUGACUAUUUUCGUCUCAAAAUACAUGUAAAAUAAUGUUAUUUAGUAUUUUCCCUGUUGCAAAAGUCUGAAACAGCAUUAAAACAAUGUUUGGACUCUAAAACGCUCAGACUCAUUUACUGUAUUUGCAAAGAAAGGAACAAUUUUACUAAAAUAUGAACCAUCAACAUAAAUGAACCCCUUUACAUCCACCCUUUUUAUAUAAUUUUCGCCUAUUUGGCG
This is a messenger RNA of Thunnus maccoyii (southern bluefin tuna), 1979 nucleotides long. It is a transcript of the gene inaa, whose product is annotated as internexin neuronal intermediate filament protein, alpha a. Gene Ontology annotation, biological process: intermediate filament organization. Gene Ontology annotation, cellular component: cytoplasm; postsynaptic intermediate filament cytoskeleton; intermediate filament. Lineage: Eukaryota; Metazoa; Chordata; Actinopteri; Scombriformes; Scombridae. The record is from RefSeq and is a predicted model, not a curated record. The transcript is spliced from 5 exons. Gene Ontology annotation, molecular function: structural constituent of postsynaptic intermediate filament cytoskeleton. Bases 189 to 1550 code for a protein of 453 amino acids.